Molecule: messenger RNA, 3833 nt
Organism: Frieseomelitta varia
Lineage: Eukaryota; Metazoa; Arthropoda; Insecta; Hymenoptera; Apidae
Gene: Glg1
Product: Golgi apparatus protein 1
Exons: 13
Coding region: 270-3671 (1133 amino acids)
Cellular component (GO): Golgi membrane
Molecular function (GO): fibroblast growth factor binding
Source: RefSeq, a predicted model, not a curated record
CUCAAUCUGCUUUGCAAUGUUAUUUGGGAGUCGAGUAGAAUUGUAGAUAAUGAGUAUUAUAUAGAGUGAUCUGUCCGCGCAAAUUUCGGUAUUAUACGCGAGUGUGCUAUUAUUCAUGACGUUGACAUUGCAUAGUGGAUAAUAAGAAUUAGAAAAAAACUAAGGAGAGAAAAAAAGAACAGAGAUCUUACAAAUCACGUAUUGAAACGAGCGUAAUGUGUUUCAUUGAAAGUAAAUUUUAAUUGAAGAGGUGUACUUAGUUAGUAAGGAUGGAACUUAAGAUAAAUAUAAGGAGCAUUUUAUUUGUAAUUUUUUUACACUUAUCGGUGCUAAAUUGUGCUCACUUGACGAGAACUUAUUUCGAAGAUGAAACUACGAAUAACGAUGACAAUAUGCCAAAAAUUAGUUGGUUAUUUAGCAAUUCUGUUGAUAGUUCUGUUAGGGUUAAGAGAGACAAUUUAAUCAACUACAACGAAGAUAGUUUAUUAAGAUCUAUGAACAUCAAGUGCCGACAGAAUUUAAAUCGUCUGUGUGGCGACAUAACUAAAAACAAUGAUGAAUUAAUGCUGUUAGAGUGCAUUCAAAAUUUUAAGCCAACUGAGGUGUCUGAUAUCGAUGAUGAAUGUCGACAAGCAAUUUGGGAUUAUAUUUUAAACAUUACUGGUAAUACAAAUAUAGAACGUUUAGCCAGAAGAACCUGUGGCAAAGAGCUAGAUUUGUUGGAUUGCUCUACUUCUGGCAACAAGCAUGGAGCAUAUCUGUCGUGUUUAAUUGAUAAAAGAGAAAAAGUCAAAAAACCACAAUGCAUUGCAUAUAUCCAAAGAUUAGAAUGGAUUGCAUUUAGUGAUUUUAGAAUUAUCACACCAUUUUCCUCAGAUUGUGAAAAUGAUAUUAAAAGAUUUAAAUGUGAUAAAGUACAACCUUACAGAGACAUAUCCCAGGGACAAAUACUAGCUUGUUUACAAGAACAUGUUAAUGAACUUCAACUCCAAUGUAAAAGGCAUAUACUUCAUGUGUCUGAGAUACAAGCGGAAAAUAUCAACUUAGAUCGACAAUUGUAUCUAGCUUGCGAAGAAGACCGUACUAAAUUUUGUCCAAACAUUAGACCUGGCAGUGGUCAAGUCUAUAAGUGUUUGAUGCAGCACAAAACAGAUAGAUCCAUGACAGCGAUGUGCCAAGAACAGCUUACAAGAAGAGGAAAAUUAAUUGCAUCUGAUUACAGAGUUAGUAAAGGGCUCGUUAAAGCUUGUAAAGAUGAUAUUAAAAUUAAUCAUUGUAGAAGACCUGUGAUUGAAGAUAAAAAUAUCAGACUUGCACAGAUUCUUCUUUGUUUGGAAUCUGCAGCAAAAAAUGGUAGCAAAAUUGAUAGGGAUUGUCAAAAUGAAAUGUUUGAUCAUAGAAAACUUUUAAUGGAAGAUUAUAGAUUAUCACCUGAGAUAGUUGACGGUUGUGCUAAUGAAAUUACAACAUUCUGUAAUAGCUUAGAAGUUGGUGGUGCAACAAUUCAUUGCUUGAUGGAACAUACAAGAACAAGAAAAAAAAAAUCGAGAGUAUCCGGUAGAUGUCAGAGAGCGCUAGAGGAACUAAUUAUGGAAGCUGAUGCUGGAGAAGAUUGGAGAAUUGAUCCUGUUUUAAGAGAACAAUGUCAAUCUGUUGUUGAUUUAGCUUGUGAUGUACAUGGUGGUAAUGCUAGAGUAAUAUCCUGUUUAAUGGAACAGCUUGGAACUGGCAGAAUGACAGAAGCUUGUGAAACUGCUUUAGUUCAAAUACAAUAUUUUGUAGCUAGAGAUUUCAAACUAGAUCCUCAAUUAUAUAGAGGAUGUAAAUAUGAUGCAACACGUCUAUGUCAUGCAAGAAAUGCAUGGGCUAAUGAUGGAAAACAAAUGGAUCCAGAAAGAGGACCUCUUGUUUUACCAUGUUUAUAUAGACAUGCAUAUCAUCCUCAGAAAAAUAUAACAUUAAGGACAGAAUGUCUUGAAGAAAUUAGACGUGUUAUGAGGCAAAGAGCAGUAAAUGUUGAUUUACAACCUGAAAUUGAAGAAGUUUGCCUAAAUGAGUUAGCAUCAUACUGUUAUGAUAAAACAGCUAAAGGAGAAGAAAUAUUAUGUCUUCAGGAUAAUUUGGACCGUUUAAACAAAAAUUGCAAGUUAGCAGUCGGCAAUUUUACGGAAGAACAAGCGGAACGUGUUGAAUUGAAUCCAAUAAUUUCUACUGCCUGUCAACAUAUCAUGGAGCGUCAUUGUGAGGAAAUAUUAAAAUAUGGUAAAGACGAGGGUGACAUGAUGGAAUGUUUAAUAGAACACAAAAACGAUUUAGAUGUACGAUCUGAUUAUAAAUGUAAAGCAGCAGUGGAACACUUCCAAUUAAUAUCAUUAAAAAAUUAUCACUUUACAUAUAAAUUCAAAGAAGCUUGUAGACCUUCUGUUAAAAGAUGGUGUCCAAGAUCUAAAACUAAAGCAGAAGUAAUAGAAUGUUUGAGUACAAGAGUACAAGAAGAUAUAAUGAAAGAUACUCAGCAUCAUAUACCAAAAGAAUGUAGACAACAAUUGAAAGCACAGCUCUAUCAACAAAGGGAAAAUAUUCAGUUUGAUCCUAUCUUACAAGCACAAUGUACAAAUGAUAUUAAACAAUAUUGUUAUGGUUUUGAACCAGGAAAUUCUCAGAUUCUUGAAUGUUUAGCAGCACAUAAAUCAAAAUUAACAGAUACGUGUCAUAAACAACUUUUUAAGGUAAGAAAGCAAGAAUUUCAAGAUAGUUCAAUCGAUUUUGUUUUAUUAAAUAAUUGUCGAGUAAUGAUAAGACAAUUUUGCCAUGAUAUAAACCGUUCACAAGCAUUAGAUUGUUUAAAAAGAUAUAAAGAUGAACCAACAUUUGAUGAUAAAUGCAAAAAUAUUGUUAUUCGAAGAAUGAUUGAACAAAAUACAGACUACAGAUUUAAUACUGCGUUACAAGUUGCAUGUUCUUCUGAUAUCAAUAAACAUUGUAAAGAGGUUUUAUUAAAUGAACCUACCGAUAAAGAACUUGAAGGAAAAGUUAUAAGAUGUUUAAAAAUUAAAUUCCGAGAGUCUAAACUUUUACUUAAAUGUGAACACCAAAUGGCUAACAUACUUAGAGAAGCAGCUUUAAAUUAUCAUUUAAAUCCAUUGCUAGCUACAAUGUGUGCACAUGAGAUUGAAACAAUCUGUGGAGCAGAUGAAAAUGAUCCCGGAGCUGUAGAAGAAUGUUUGAAAUCGGAAUUCAAUGAUGGUAAUAGAGAUAUGAAAGAAGAAUGUCGCCUCGAAAUUGCCGAUUUAAUAGAACAAACAAGAGCAGAUAUUAAUGUAGAUCCACUAUUGCAAAAAGCAUGUGCCGUUGAUGUUAGUAAAUAUUGUAGUGAUAUUCCCCAAGGCGCAGGCAGACAUAUUAUGUGUUUACAAAACGUAUUAGAAGACAGUAAUAAGUCUUUACAACCUGAUUGUUUUAAGAUGUUAACUAAAAGGAUUGAAAUGUUUAGAAAUUCAGCAAGGUUAAUUGCACCAAAUUCAAUCCAAGAAUUAUAUUCAACGGUAAAUCAAUCCCCUGCGAGACGAUACUUCAUGAUUGUCGCAUUAACAAUGAUUGGGUUAAUUUUCAUCACCGGUUUAUUUUGUGGAAGAGUAACAAGACGAACAAUGAUAAUGAAAAAUAAAUAAUAAAUCGUAGUGUGAAAAAUCCGUCCUCGAAGAUUUUCUAUUGCUGUAAUUAAAAAGGAAGAACAACAUCAAUUCCAAGUGAACAUCGAAUAAAAAAGAAAAACAAAGUGAUUGUAUCGGUGAAAAAAAAUCGGACUGUGCAAAAUAUAACAGAAAAAGCGA